AUGCCUCCUCGGAAAAAGACCAAAGGGAGUGUGCGUGCGCCGUCGACUCCUGCCAGAGAUGACGAUUCGAUGGCUGUUGACACGCCUCAAACCGAUCCCACCGGAGCGAAGCCAAAACCUUACGAUCUACUGAAGGACCCUUGGACAGACGAGCAGGAGACAUCACUCUUCAAGGGGAUCAUCAGGUGGAAACCGGCUGGCAUACACAAGCACUUCCGUAUGAUCGCAAUAUCAGAACAUCUACGAAAUCAUGGCUACGAUCCUACAAUUGAGCAGCAUACGCGCAUACCUGGGAUAUGGCAGAAGCUGCGCACGAUGUACGACCUGGAAAUCAUUGACGACCGGGAAAAUUACAUCGAUGACCAAGAUCAAUUCAUGGAAUUCAAGCUGCCGGAAGAGGAAUUUGAGGAUAUGAUGUUUAUGAAGGGGCAGAGAACCGCUGCCGAAAACGCGGCCAGUGAGGCUCCAUCUUCACCUCCUCAGCUAGGCCGAUUACCAUCGCCGUCAGGAGCAAGGAAACGCAAGAGGGGAGACACUGUUGCUACAAAGAAUAGGGCGGAUACCGUGGACGAUACAGAUGAGGCCAGGACAUCGCCAGCCAAUUCUCCACCGAAGUCAACACGAACUGGGAGAAGUACCAAUAGGUCAAUAGGGCGUCUGAAGGGAGACUCGACUUCGAGACAGCAUAGCAAAGAUACGUCUGCUACUGCGGAUACGGCAGACGAGGAUGAUGGAGGAGAAGAAACAGAGGAGGUGGCAGAGGAAGAUGAGGAUGCCGAGGAGGAAGAAGGGACUGCUUCUCCAAAGCCUUCCAAAGCCUCAAAGGCAAAGGCAGAUCCGCGGACAACUAGGAAAAGCAGGAGGAAGAAGUAG
Cadophora gregata is the source of this 873-nucleotide messenger RNA. RefSeq lists its product as uncharacterized. The coding region runs from base 1 to 873 and encodes 290 amino acids. NCBI's taxonomy places the organism in Eukaryota, Fungi, Ascomycota, Leotiomycetes, Helotiales, Ploettnerulaceae. The record is from RefSeq and is a predicted model, not a curated record. Gene Ontology annotation, biological process: regulation of transcription by RNA polymerase II. The transcript is spliced from 2 exons. Gene Ontology annotation, cellular component: nucleus; NuA4 histone acetyltransferase complex.